Rhizophagus irregularis DAOM 181602=DAOM 197198 is the source of this 1046-nucleotide messenger RNA. RefSeq lists its product as uncharacterized. Lineage: Eukaryota; Fungi; Glomeromycota; Glomeromycetes; Glomerales; Glomeraceae. Gene Ontology annotation, molecular function: 17-beta-hydroxysteroid dehydrogenase (NAD+) activity; enoyl-CoA hydratase activity; (3S)-3-hydroxyacyl-CoA dehydrogenase (NAD+) activity. Gene Ontology annotation, biological process: fatty acid beta-oxidation. Gene Ontology annotation, cellular component: peroxisome. The record is from RefSeq and is a predicted model, not a curated record.
UUUCUUUUUUUAAAUUAUAUUUUAUUUAUAUAUUUAUAUAUCUUUUUUUUUUUUUUUUUUUUUUNUUUUUUUUUCUUUUUAUUUUGAAAUUAUGCCGAAAUUUCAAGUUGAUGUAAAUAAAGCCGUUGGACAUCAAUAUCCACCUCAAAAGGUUUCAUUUAAUAAACGGGAUCUUAUUUUGUACGCUUUAUCAAUCGGAGUUAAAGAAGAUGAAUUUAAAUAUCUUUAUGAACUAGAUAAGAAUUUUACACCGUUUCCGACUUAUCCCGUUGUAUUAUUUCUUAAAGGUGACUCACCAGAUGUAAAUUUAUUCGCUGAAACUAUAAAUAUUAGUGGACCAACACCAGGAUUACCUGAUAUGGAUCCAAAUAGAAUAGUCCAUGGAGAACAAAAAAUUGAAAUUUUAAAUCAAUUACCUACAUCCGGAGAAUUUGAAUUACGUAGUAAACUUAGUGGAGUAUAUGAUAAAGGAAAAGGAAUAUUAUUAGAACGUACAUAUACUUUAGUUGAUCCAAAGAUUGAUAAAGAAUAUUGUGUACUAACUACUCAAAGUUUUGUUGUUGGCUAUGGUGGAUUUGGUGGUUCAAAAGGCCAAAAAAGUCCUAGUUAUAAGCCACCUAAAGAUAAAAAACCUGAUGUUGUCGAUGUUUGUUCAACUAGUAAAAAUCAAGCUAUACUAUAUCGAUUAUCUGGUGAUUAUAAUCCACUUCACAUAGAUCCAAAAGUCGCGCCAAAAUUAGGAUUUGAAAGACCUAUAUUACAUGGAUUAUGUUCAUAUGGGAUUGCAGCUCAUGCAAUAAUUAAACAUCUUGCUAAUAAUAAUCCUGAAUUAUUGAAAAGUAUAUCAGUUAGAUUUACAGCUCCUGUAUUUCCUGGAGAUACUUUGGAAACUCUUAUGUGGAAAGUACCUAGUGAAAAAUCGGAUGAAAUUAAUGUUAUUUUUAUUACUAAAGCUAAAGAAAGAGAUUCUAUAGUUUUAGGUAAUGGUCUUGCUAUAUUAAAAAAUGAUAAAAUUAAUGCUAAAUUGUAAAAAAAAAAAAAAAAAA